Mucor mucedo is the source of this 368-nucleotide messenger RNA. RefSeq lists its product as uncharacterized. Gene Ontology annotation, biological process: mitochondrial electron transport, cytochrome c to oxygen. The record is from RefSeq and is a predicted model, not a curated record. Bases 53 to 217 code for a protein of 54 amino acids. The transcript has a single exon. Lineage: Eukaryota; Fungi; Mucoromycota; Mucoromycetes; Mucorales; Mucoraceae.
AUUUUUUUUUGUGUACUCCCCUCUCUCUCUCUUUUUCGUAACAUUAAAAAAAAUGAUUGCUCCCAUUACUGGUAAAUUGCGCAAGCUCGCCAUCAAGGACAUUACUAUUGCCCUCACUCUCGGUGCCGCUGGUGGAGCUGCUUGGUGGAACCUCUACCAUCUUCCCAACGUCAAGCGUCGCGAUGCUUAUUAUGCUAAACUCGAAGCUUCCAAGUAAAAAAAAACCGUUCAACUUUAGAAUAAUAAUAUAUACAUAAAAAAAAAAAACAAAAAAAACAACAACAACAACAGCAACAGCACCACAACAGCAACAACACAACAACAACAACAAGGGUUUUAAGGAACCACACGGAUUUUUUUUUUUUUUA